This is a messenger RNA of Theileria equi strain WA, 595 nucleotides long. Its product is annotated as ATP synthase subunit C, putative. Gene Ontology annotation, biological process: proton motive force-driven ATP synthesis; proton transmembrane transport. Lineage: Eukaryota; Apicomplexa; Aconoidasida; Piroplasmida; Theileriidae. The record is from RefSeq and is a predicted model, not a curated record. Bases 59 to 523 code for a protein of 154 amino acids. Gene Ontology annotation, molecular function: proton transmembrane transporter activity. The transcript has 2 exons.
GCACUUUAAACUUUUCUGCUCUCUGCUCACGAAUUAUAAGCGCGACGUUUACUCGAAAAUGUCUCACAUGAAUCGCUUGUUUGGCCGUUCCUUGGCCGCAACCUCGAGCUUCAGGAGUUUCGCCCAAAUUCCACAAGUUGCACAAAAGUCCGUCGAGGUUUCACAUAGAGGAGCUCAGAAUGAAGGAUUCAGAAGCUCGAUUAUGCACCAAUCAUGCAUUUCAGGAUCCCUCGUUAGCAGACUCAACGAGAAGGGCUGCUUGUCAAGUUUGUCACCAUAUUCUAACCGUUUUGGAGUUCGUUAUGAUGGUGGUAUUGCAACUUUGGGUGCCGCUGUUGCCCUCAUGUCAGUUGGUGGUGUCGCCCAGGGUAUUGGAAACCUCUUUGCUGCCCUCGUUUCUGGAACUGCAAGAAACCCAGCAAUAAAGGAAGAUCUCUUCACAUACACACUCAUUGGUAUGGGUUUCCUCGAGUUUUUGGGUAUCAUUUGCGUUCUCAUGUCCGCCAUUAUGAUGUACUCUUGAGCUAAAGAUCUAUACCCGAGUAGAUGUUCCAACGCACAAUCGCGUUGCUUUAAUAAGGUUUACGCUUACGCG